Messenger RNA from Engraulis encrasicolus (European anchovy), 1048 nucleotides. Its product is annotated as ras-related protein Rab-26. The coding region runs from base 244 to 1005 and encodes 253 amino acids. Gene Ontology annotation, biological process: regulation of exocytosis. Gene Ontology annotation, molecular function: GTPase activity; GTP binding. The record is from RefSeq and is a predicted model, not a curated record. The transcript has 9 exons. NCBI's taxonomy places the organism in Eukaryota, Metazoa, Chordata, Actinopteri, Clupeiformes, Engraulidae.
AUAUUUUUGACUCCUUACAUGUCAUGGUUUACGCGUGAAAAUCAUGACACAGUAUCACGGGAAGACUUGCAGUGAUUAGUUUUAAACCAAACACACACAGGGAAUCAGAUAGUCGUUGGUUUAUGUUGCUUACCAACAGAAGCUAAAUGAUUCGGUCAGUGGGUUUGUUGUGAGAAAAGACAACUUUGCUGAUAAAACGCCUCAGCGCGCGGAGAGACGGGAGACGCUCUGUCGCACGCGAAGAUGUCUAGGAAAAAGGGCGGUAAAGGCAAACAGGGGGGCAGUACGCCCUCGUCCUCACCGGCUAGCGGGAAGGAGACGAGUGGUAAAGGUGGCGCGGGCACCGGGGCCCCGACUCAGACCAACGGGGUCGUCCAUCCCAGCCGACCGUCACUCAGCACCAGCGGCGAGUUCUACGACUUGGCUUUCAAGGUGAUGUUGGUUGGUGAUUCUGGAGUAGGUAAGACAUGUCUCCUCGUCCGCUUCAAAGACGGAGCGUUCCUCGCUGGCAGCUUCAUAUCCACUGUGGGCAUCGACUUCCGGAAUAAAGUGAUGAACAUGGAUGGGGUUAAGGUCAAACUGCAGAUCUGGGAUACAGCAGGACAGGAGCGCUUCAGGAGUGUGACACAUGCUUACUACAGAGACGCUCACGCUCUGCUGCUCCUAUAUGAUGUGACCAACAAGUCCUCAUUUGACAAUAUUCAGGCCUGGCUGACGGAGGUUCAUGAGUUUGCACAGAAGGACGUUGUGCUGAUGCUGCUGGGAAAUAAGGCUGAUGCCACUCAUGACAGAGUGGUGAAGAGGGAAGAAGGUGAAAGGUUAGCCAAGGAGUUUGGUGUUCCCUUUAUGGAGACUAGUGCCAAGUCCGGCCUCAACGUAGAGCUGGCCUUCACAGCAGUGACAAAGGAGCUGAGACAUAGAGAGCUGAGGGACUCGAGUGAGAAGUUCCAACUGCAGGAGUACGUCAAUAAAGAAAUGAAGGGAGCCGGCUGCUGCAGAACCUAAACACAACCCUGUGUGUGUGUGUGUGUGUGUGUGUGUGUGUGUG